AUGUGUAUUCGUAUGAUACCUCCAGAAGACGUAUCGGUUGGUACAAUAUCUGCUACUCAAUCUACUUCUCCGAUUACUACUGGGCAAUGUACUGCGUCGUCAUGCCAAACAUCGACGACUAUACCGAUAGGAGGGACUCCUGUAACGGGUUCUCCUGUAACGGGUUCUCCUGUGACGACUACCCCUGCAACUGUAACAACAGCACCUGCGACGAUGGCUCCCGGCUCGUUGUGCACAACAUGUGAUAUAGCUACAAUUGCACCAGCGAUGGAAGCCAACACAGUUUUUGAGAAUACAAAUACAGUAGGAGCCGAUGGGUGUACACAAACCAAUGUGAUAUGCAGAAGAACCGAUGAUCAAAAAUGUACUGGAGUCACUUUAUCUGCUACAAAUGCUGCUGGGACUUCUACCAUUUCCAGUGCUAUGAAUGCGAAUCAAGUCAGCGGAUCGCUCACAUGUCAGGCUGAUGGUACCUACUCCAGUGGCUCAGUCACAGGAAUCACCAAACUCGCAUGUACUUUUGAUACAUGUGUACCUGCUUGCUCAACAUGUGACACAGAAGCUGCUAAACCAGUGAUGGACCCACCAAAUACAGAGUUUCAAAUAACCGAUAGAACCCCCGCUGGGCAAACAUGCAAGGUAUACUCUGCUGCUUGUGUUCACGCUACUCAACAGUGUACAGUUACAAUUUACGCUACAAUGGGUUCAGGAAGCGAAGAGAUGCUUAGUUCAGAUGUCGAUACGGAUCUUACGGCCGCGACAAUUAACUGCGCAACUGAUGGAACAUUGGCAUUCAUGGGAAGGUAG
Caenorhabditis remanei is the source of this 807-nucleotide messenger RNA. RefSeq lists its product as uncharacterized. The record is from RefSeq and is a predicted model, not a curated record. Lineage: Eukaryota; Metazoa; Nematoda; Chromadorea; Rhabditida; Rhabditidae. Bases 1 to 807 code for a protein of 268 amino acids. The transcript has 8 exons.